AUAUAAAGAACCGAGUAGAGUGGUGAUGAGGAAAGGAAAGCAAGACAAAAAAGAAAGAUAAAUCAUAAAAAGCAUUAACUAAAGGGUUUUCAAAUUUAGUACACAAUCAACCAGCGUAAAGUUAACAACACAAUACGCACGCAGCGGAAAGAAACUUCAUCAAACUAAAUUAAAAAAUAAAAACUAUAAAAUAGUGAAGUGAACACAAAGUGCUUUAUCUAUAUUUUAUUUACAAUAAUAUUAAAAACUAUUAACAUAAAAAUGAAAACAAUAAUCCUAGUAUCGCUAUGCCUGUGCCUUAUGGCCACGGCCAUAACCGCUGACAAAUCCCAUAAACAUCAAGGCAAACUCUUGAAAAGUGGCCAUGAGGAACACAAAAAAAAGCAUACCGAGGUACAGCCUCUAAACAAGGACGAAGCUGAACUUAAAACCCAUAAUCCCACAAAUGAACAAGUCGUUGCCAAACCUGCCGGCUCUGGACGUAAACAUCGCAACAAUCAUCAUGGCAAAAAUAAAAAGGCUGCCAAUGCUGAGACUCAUACCGGUCGCUCCCGCAAAUUACAAACGAAACCCCACAAACAGAAUGGUCAAAAAUCCCACAAUAAAAAUCAUGGCCGUAAACAUGGGCGUGGCAAGCAGGAACAACAGAUUUAGUUAUUAUCUUUAAAAACAAAAGAAAACAGUACAAAAUGUAAUGUUUCAUUAUAAAAAUUAUAAGAAAAAAUAUAUAAAAAUUAUUUAAAUUUAUUUAAUAAAUCCUCCAAAAGAAAAAACAAAUAAAACAUUUAAAUCUUAGUUUUCAUAAACAAA
This is a messenger RNA of Calliphora vicina (urban bluebottle blowfly), 810 nucleotides long. RefSeq lists its product as uncharacterized. The transcript is spliced from 2 exons. Bases 262 to 654 code for a protein of 130 amino acids. The record is from RefSeq and is a predicted model, not a curated record. Lineage: Eukaryota; Metazoa; Arthropoda; Insecta; Diptera; Calliphoridae.